GAAAAAAAUACCACUUCACAUGUUGUCUCCUCCCAAAGAGCAGUGAAGUGCACACAUGGCUACCACACUGAGGCUCACAGAACAUGUAACAAGAGAUGACCAAGGGAUGGAAGGAAACUAUGUCCUUUAUGGAUCUUCUUGUGCCCAAAUCACUGAAGAAACAGAAUACAUAAAAAAGAUCAGAUCCACACUAGCAAAGGUUCAAAAUCAGCAGCCUUUCCGAGUGCCCAGAAAUGAGCUGGAGGCUGAGAAGGACACGCUUAACUCCAGUUACAAUCUAACCAUGGAAAAGCUGAAAGAGACUGACCAGCAGCUCUUGCUUGUGAACAGGGAGAAUGAAAUACUGAAGAUCAAGCUGGAUGCGACAAGAGACGCAGGUGCACAGUCUCUAAGACAUGCCUCAAAAAGUCUAUAUGAGAAUUACUGCAGUCGGUCUGAAGAACUUAAGAAAAAGCAUGAAGAUGAUAAACAGCUGAUGCAGGCCUGCAAACUUGAGCAAGAACAAAAAUUGAAACAAAAUCUAGAAAAUGUCAAUUGUGUAACUGAAAGACUCGAAGAAAAGUACAGCCGGAUUGCAGACAUGGAGAAACGAGUGCAACGAAUGGAAGAGGAAAAGAAAACAUUAAUAGAAAAAAAGCAGUCAUUUGAAGAGAAGCUUCUAUCAAACUCUGAAGAUACUAACAGCUGUCUUGAUCUUCAAGUGGAGAUUUUCACUGUACAAGAACAGAUUUCUCACUUGCAGCAUGUGAUCCAGACCCAGCAUCAAAGCCUACGCAGUGCGAUACAAGAGAUUGAAGAACUGAACAACGGACUACAAAAGCAAGAUAAAAAAAUUGAGGCUAUGAAAGAAAAGAUAAAUAUGCUUGAAGCUCAGAAUAAAGAACUUAAAUACAAGGUGGAAUUCUGGUCUGGUCAACCCAAGAUUAAAGUUUCAAAAGGUGUCUCAACAAUUUCGUCCAGGACUGAUGGGGUGUCCCCCUACUCAAUGCUAGCGAGGCUACGGAAGCAAAAUGACUAGAUGUGUCUAACAGUGGUGUCUGUUUCCAGCUUCCUCAUAAGAACCUCUGUGUCUAUCUGCUAAUGACCCUCCAUUCAGUCCUUUUAUAACACAGCAUGCUUGGCCACCAGGUACUUCGACAGAAGAGGAUUCAUUAAAUGAAUAAACAAAUUUGGAUUUAAGGCAAGAACUGAAGAGACAUUGUGUUCUUUAAUGGAUAGUCAAAUAACAGCAGCAUCCUGUGGACAUUGCUGAGGGGGAAACAGAUACCAUUGUAACAGCUUCUUACAUAUCGAAGAGUCCAUCUUCAACAAGCAUUUUAUGGGCCAUGAGGUACAUCAAACAAUAGUUACGAGCGUAUUGAGGAUUAACAAACCAAAAUUUGUGUAAUUGUAUACAAAAAGAGAUUGGUGUUUAUCAAA
Molecule: messenger RNA, 1419 nt
Organism: Chelonoidis abingdonii (Abingdon island giant tortoise)
Lineage: Eukaryota; Metazoa; Chordata; Testudines; Testudinidae
Gene: CCDC68
Product: coiled-coil domain containing 68
Biological process (GO): intracellular signal transduction
Cellular component (GO): intracellular anatomical structure
Source: RefSeq, a predicted model, not a curated record